AUUAACAACCUGUCAAAUCCGAGGACAGCUGUGAAACCGUCAACUCGUCCCAUUUCACUUAGAAAGAUGCUUCAUUUCCUCGUUUUGGUCGUUCUGUGAUCUGGAAAAAGGUUCUUCUGAAUUAUACUGAAAAAUAAACAACUUCCAAAAAAAUGAGUCCGUGUAACCAGUCUAGCAGUAUUCAUACAUUCCAAUAACCAUUCACCUGCACCCGGCCAAUCCUCAUUCAGCCACAUUUUCAACAAACUGACACACGCACUCUCCGCCGGUGAGCCCACUGUCGUUCCUGCAGGCUGGGUACGGAGCUGGUCUGGCCGCGUGCCCCUCCAGCACUGCGUGUUAGUGUGAGAUGGGGCGGCAGGAAGCAGAGGGUUGCUGCCGCUGCGGACUGUAAUGUCAGAGCCCAGCAGCCCCGGCGAGAGCCAGCGCGGCGCUCCCAGAUUCUUCGUGGGCUGCGCGGAGGAUGAGAGCGAAGGCCUGGACGACUACGCCAGCAUGAGGACAGACAUGGAGCUGUACGAAGAUGACCUGGAGAAUAACUCGCCUCCAGAGUGUCAGAUCGUGGUGGGGAUUUGCUGUAUGAUGAAGAAAUCAAAGUCCAAACCCAUGACUCAGAUCUUGGAGCGUCUAUGUAAGUUUGAGUACAUCACCGUGGUCAUCUUUCCUGAGGACGUCAUACUCAAUGAUCCGGUGGAAAAGUGGCCGCUCUGUGACUGCCUGAUCUCUUUUCACUCGAAAGGUUUCCCCCUGGAUAAGGCAGUGAGUUAUGCAAAACUCCGUAGUCCGCUGCUCAUCAAUGACCUUAAUAUGCAGUAUUACAUACAGGACAGGCGGGAGGUAUAUCGUAUUCUGCAAGAGGAGGGAAUAGAUCUGCCACGCUAUGCUGUGUUAAAUCGCGACCCUGACAAACCUGAAGAAUGCAGCCUGGUUGAGGGAGAAGACCAAGUUGAAGUUAAUGGCGAAGUCUUUCUCAAACCCUUUGUGGAGAAGCCAGUUUCUGCAGAGGACCAUAAUGUGUACAUCUACUACCCAACUUCAGCUGGAGGAGGCAGCCAACGCCUCUUCAGAAAGAUUGGGAGCAGAAGUAGUGUUUACUCUCCAGAAAGCAGUGUGAGGAAAACUGGCUCCUAUAUUUAUGAAGAGUUCAUGCCAACUGAUGGCACAGAUGUGAAGGUGUACACAGUAGGGCCAGAUUAUGCUCACGCAGAGGCUCGUAAGUCUCCUGCUCUCGACGGCAAAGUUGAGCGAGACAGUGAAGGCAAAGAAAUUCGCUACCCGGUCAUGCUCACUGCUAUGGAGAAACUUGUGGCCCGUAAAGUGUGUCUGGCAUUCAAGCAAACAGUGUGUGGAUUCGACCUCCUCAGAGCAAACGGUCAUUCAUAUGUCUGUGAUGUCAACGGCUUUAGCUUUGUGAAGAAUUCAAUGAAAUACUAUGACGACUGUGCAAAGAUUCUAGGAAAUAUUGUGAUGAGGGAGCUGGCUCCUCAGUUCCAGAUCCCCUGGUCCAUACCUACAGAGGCAGAGGAUAUUCCUAUUGUCCCUACGACAUCAGGCACUAUGAUGGAGCUGCGCUGUGUGAUCGCUGUGAUCCGUCAUGGAGAUCGAACGCCAAAACAGAAGAUGAAGAUGGAAGUGCGGAACCCCAUGUUUUUUGAAAUUUUUGAAAAAUAUGGUGGCUAUAAAACUGGCAAACUGAAGCUUAAGAAACCCAAGCAACUGCAGGAAGUUCUGGACAUUACCAGAACACUGUUGGCAGAUAUGGGACAGCAUACUGACUGUGAAAUUGAAGAGAAGAAGUCCAAACUUGAACAACUGAAGACCGUUUUAGAAAUGUAUGGCCAUUUCUCCGGAAUCAAUAGGAAAGUACAGCUCACCUACCUUCCGCGUGGACAACCCAAAACAUCCAGUGAGGAGGAAGAUACCCGUAAGGAGGGCCCAUCUAUACUGCUGGUGCUUAAGUGGGGAGGAGAGCUGACUCCAGCUGGCAGAGUUCAGGCUGAAGAACUGGGUAGAGCUUUCCGCUGCAUGUAUCCUGGAGGUCAAGGGGAUUACGCUGGCUUUCCAGGCUGCGGUCUUCUCAGGCUACACAGCACAUACCGGCAUGACCUCAAGAUCUACGCCUCUGAUGAGGGCAGGGUGCAAAUGACUGCUGCUGCAUUCGCUAAGGGUCUCUUGGCGUUAGAAGGGGAGCUGACACCCAUCCUGGUCCAGAUGGUAAAAAGUGCAAAUAUGAACGGCCUGUUGGAUAAUGAUAUUGAAUCCCUCAGCGGCUGUCAGCAGAGGGUUAAGGCCAGACUGCAUGAGACCAUGCAGAAAGAUCAAACCUUCACAGAAGAAGACUUUGACAGGCUGGCUCCAACAAACAGUAAUUCCCUGGUGAACUCUAUGAAGACUGUGGAGAAUCCAGUGAGUACAUGUGAUAAAGUCUACACCCUUAUCCAGAGCCUCACCUCACAGAUCCGCAAAAGACUUGAAGAUCCCAAAUCAGCAGAUUUACAGCUGUACCACAGCGAGACACUGGAGAUGAUGUUGCAGCGCUGGUCAAAAUUGGAAAGGGACUUCCGUAUGAAGAGCGGCCGAUACGACAUAAGCAAAAUUCCUGAUAUUUACGACUGUGUGAAGUAUGACGUGCAACACAAUGCUUCCCUGGUACUGGAGGAUACGGUGGAACUCUUCAAGCUUUCCAGGGCGCUAGCUGACAUUGUUAUACCACAGGAGUAUGGCAUUAAUAAGGUGGAGAAGCUGGACAUUGCGUAUGCCUACUGUCUGCCUUUAGUGAAGAAGAUUCAGCUGGACCUACAGAGGACACACGAGGACGAGUCUGUUAACAAGCUGCAUCCAUUAUAUUCACGUGGAGUCCUGUCUCCAGGCAGGCAUGUCCGAACUCGGCUGUAUUUCACGAGCGAGAGUCACGUCCACUCCCUUCUUAGCAUCUUCCGUUAUGGUGGCCUAUUGAAUGAGGAGAAAGAUCAGCAGUGGAAGAGAGCCAUGGAUUAUCUAGCCGCAGUGUCUGAGCUCAACUACAUGACCCAGAUUGUCAUCAUGCUCUAUGAAGACAACAAUAAGGACCCAUCCACUGAGGAGCGCUUCCAUGUGGAGCUGCAUUUCAGCCCGGGGGUUAAAGUAACAGAGGAGGAGAGUGCUCCGAUGGGCUUUGGCUUUCGACCAGCCUCAGCUGAAAAUGACCAGAAGCAAACAGACCCUGGGAGUUUGGAAAACCUUGCACAAGAUGAACCCGACCGAGCCUUGCCUCUUUCAGAUGCCAUCAGCACCCAGAGGAAAUCCCCGCUGAUCCGGAAUCGCAAGACUGGCUCCAUGGAGGUCCUGUCAGAGAGCUCAUUCUAUAAAGGGGGAAACUAUCGCCUCUUCCCCUCCUGCUCACGUCAGUCUCCAGAGAUGAAGCAGAGUGGAUUAGGCUCACAGUGCGCUGGUCUCUUCAGCACCACCGUCCUGGGGGGCUCGUCUAGUGCCCCCAACCUUCAGGACUACGCACGUACACACCGCAAAAAAUUCUCCUCGGGCAGUUUGACCUAUAAAGACGAGUUGUUGUCUAUGCCGGCAGUAAAACGAUUUUCUGUGUCGAUUGCAAAGCAUCCGACUAAUGAGCCCCUGGAGGACCAUCAGGUAGCCCAGCUGCUGAGGCGCUUUUCCACCGACCCCAAUAUUGGCCACCCGUUGUCUUUGGACAGCGCUUUUGCCCACCACCUUCAUCAGUGCUCCUAUCAUCUCCGUCUCUUCCGCAACUGGUUAAUCUCUGGCCAGGAUUCGCUAGAGUACAUCUACGGUUUUGAAGGCUGCUCCAUGGUGCCCUCCAUCUACCCUCUCGAGACCCUCCACAACUCCCUGUCGCUGAAACAGGUGAAUGAGUUCCUGACGGCCAUGUGUGAGAAUGCAGAGGAUUCCCAUACUAGGACAACCAGAGCUCUCUCAGCCAUGUUUGAUUCCCAAAUCCAACCUUCAGUGGACUCAUACAUUCCUCAGAGAGUGCUGACUUCAUCUGUUUCACUGCGCCAGCGCUCUGAUAGGCCACCGUGGUACAGCAGUGGUCCUUCCAGUACAGUGUCUAGCGCCGGUCCCUCAUCUCCCACCACGGCCGACACCUCCCCACGCUUCAGCUUUAGUGAGAAAGUCACCCUCACCCCUCAGAGCAGUGAGGAAAUCCAUCCGGCCCUGCACAACACCAACCAGUGCGUGUCCUCCACAUCUGCACACAGCCUCCACUCUGAGGAAACAAAUCCCUCAGCACCAUCUCCAAUCCUGGAGAGACCCAGUGAGAUACCAGUGGACAGAACAGACUUUGCAGGCCAGUGUCUAACAGAGAGCCCAUGUUGUGGUGAAGCCGAGGAAGCCCCCGAAGAGUCCAGUCUCCCCUGUUCACACCUGGCAGAAAGCCCACCGAUGGAGUCUUUCUGUGGGCUGCCCAGAUCCCUACCCGUGCUCCUCGAGCUCAGAGAGAGCAGUUCUGAAGCAGGCUCCAGUGCCCAAACUCCUGUCACCCCUGAAGAGCCAGAUGAGUUCUUUGAUACCCAGGAAACAGUUGCGGUGUGGAGGGUGAGUCCAGGGGCACUGCCUCACCCCGGCACUCCUCUUGAAGUGGGAGCUCCGCAUGUGCCUGAGCCUUGAAGGAGAUGAGGAAAAUCUUGUCAACCGUGCAUCCCUGUAGUGACCUAGCAUGCUGUCGCUGUAGUGCGUUGGAGACCUUUAUUAUUUCUCAAACGAAUCCAGUCAAAGGACAAAGUGGGGUUUGCGUACAUAAAGAACGUUGUGCAAAUGUAAGCCUUGCUUAUAUACAAUCUGUCACCUGUUACCUGACUUGUUACAUUUAUGUGUGUGAUACUGUAGUGGUCAUUCAGAGAUGUCUGCUGUGUAACUGUUGACCUUUUCUUACUGUUGCAGUUGGCAAUAGUGAAAUGGCCAGUGAUCCAACAUAAGCUGGUAGAUGCACUGAAGAUCCACAUUCAAGUUAUUAUGUUCACAUUUUAUCUUUCUUAUUACUGUGUGCAUUUUUCAUCAUUGGCUAGUCUAAAAAAUAUUUUUCUAAGGGACUUCGUGUUUGAUACAAGCUUAUGUUUAGGGAAGGACUUUGACUGCAAUAGGCAAGAUAAACUCUUGAAUAAUUUAUACAGCUAGAUGUAUAUUAAAUAAACGCUAACGGUUUUAUUACUAUUUGCCAAAGCCUGAUACACCACUGUCGUAAUUUAAUAAGUCAUAAUAAAAUAUAUGUAUAAUAUACUACAUAUGUAUGUAUUUUAUAAUGAAAUGUAUGUGGUAUAUAUAUUUAUGGACUAAUAAGCAGCUUGUUUAACAGUGAGACGGCAAAUGAAUAAACAGUCUCAUUUUUUAUAUUUUAGUUUUUAUUUUUGUAACGCAUACUGUCACGGUUUUCAAAAAUUGAACCUUAUUUUUCAAACAUUUCUCUUCUGCUUCGUAGCAUUCACCUCUAACAGUGACGUACUAUUUUUGUACCGUGACCGUCCCUGUUUGAGCAAAUGAAAAGUGCAGUAUACUGACAUUAUCGUUGUCCUCUUGUUUUCAGAGCACAUUUAAUAAGGACAAAUGAUUUUAUUUCAUAAUGGUCAGAGAAAUAUGCUGUACUGUUUACUCCAUUGAUAUAGAAAACAUUUGUUAGAGAAAAGUCAGUCAUUAUUUUUGACCUUGAUGGUGGACAUUGUAGAAGCUGUGGCUAAAGGUUUCAGACUCUGAUAUUAGUGCAGCAUCAGAUUCUUGUCAUUUUGAUCCUACAUUUAAACUGUAAGACCUCUAGAAUCUAGAGAAGAGCAUUUCAUUUCCACUCUUUAGCAGUGUGUGAAUAAUUCUACUUUACUGUGAGUACAGUGAAGUACACUGAACUGACUGAGAACUGUUUCUGUAAUAGUUUCAUUUGUAUUCACUGACAUUAAGCGUCUGCCUUGGAUAGAUUCAGCAGCUCAGAUAUGUUGUGCUGUUCGGUGCUCUGUAUGCAGUCUGUGCAGUCGUAAUUAAUGGCACUUUGAUUUACAGUGUUGACAAUAAAAGUGGCUUUGUCUAUAGAAAACAAUAUUUCACUUUUUUGAGCAUUUUUGUUUGUUUCUCAGUCUUACUCCCUUGAUGUUUAUUUGUACAAAUAUGUUUCUUGACCACAAAACAUAUCAAUAACAUCUUUCUUAUGGUUAUAUGUGUACUUGCAUAUGCAUCUAUAGCUCUUAUUGUUAUUCAUCCUCACACUCUGGUUUAAAACUGUGAAGGGUUGGCAUGACAACAAGCUUCUUAUAAUCACCUUGAGAGUUUUCAUUCUGUCAGCCACAGUUGCCCAAAGAAAACACGUAUAGACAGAAAAUGCAGCUAGCAUUAAACAAUUCAUCUAUAAUUUAGUCCCACUAGCAACUAUUAUGCGAUAUGUAUUUCCACGUGAUUUGGUCACAGGACAGUGGGGCAUUGUCUGCUGUUGUGCCAAGCAGUGCAUUCUGUUUUCUUUAACACAAGAGCAUUGUUCACUGCUACUUUUCUCGUGAAGAACAGACAUGGCGGGGAGAAAAGACGGGUACUAAUAGAUAAUAGGCAUGUGACCCAGACAGUGAUGUCAUAGUCAUGUGAAUUCUGCUCACUUUAGAAUGCCUGCAACCUGCUGAAUCUUAACCUUGCAACAGUGCUGUUAUUUUAUCAGAACUUUUGUAAGAAUGUGUUGAAUGAUUCUAGAAAUGUUUUUUUACUUUGUGCAGGACUGUUGAUAAAUCUACUGUGCAUAGUUAAAGAAUUGAAAAAUCUUUGCUACAUAAAAAUAUUAAUAUAAUUCAUUUGAGGCUGCACAGAACAGUGCUUUAUUUCAGACUGUAUUAUAUAUAUUAUGUAACCUAAUAACAUUUUUCAUAUGUACAUAUAUAAAAAAUCUGUUUUUUUAGGCACAGUCGCCUUUAGUUUGCUCACUGAGGACAUAAAACAUUACAUAAGU
Molecule: messenger RNA, 6928 nt
Organism: Triplophysa rosa
Lineage: Eukaryota; Metazoa; Chordata; Actinopteri; Cypriniformes; Nemacheilidae
Gene: ppip5k1a
Product: diphosphoinositol pentakisphosphate kinase 1a
Exons: 31
Coding region: 394-4623 (1409 amino acids)
Biological process (GO): inositol phosphate biosynthetic process; inositol metabolic process
Cellular component (GO): cytosol
Molecular function (GO): diphosphoinositol pentakisphosphate kinase activity; inositol hexakisphosphate kinase activity; 5-diphosphoinositol pentakisphosphate 1-kinase activity
Source: RefSeq, a predicted model, not a curated record